Messenger RNA from Pungitius pungitius (ninespine stickleback), 1726 nucleotides. Its product is annotated as asialoglycoprotein receptor 1-like. Lineage: Eukaryota; Metazoa; Chordata; Actinopteri; Perciformes; Gasterosteidae. The record is from RefSeq and is a predicted model, not a curated record. Gene Ontology annotation, cellular component: external side of plasma membrane; plasma membrane. The transcript is spliced from 7 exons. The coding region runs from base 161 to 1204 and encodes 347 amino acids. Gene Ontology annotation, molecular function: transmembrane signaling receptor activity.
UCCACACCACAAAGCAGAAGUUCCUCGGAGGUUGGGCUGAUGGACUGAGCUGCAGAGGGGAAGCUUCCUCUUCUCCUUUUAGGAUGCUGCGCGGUACGCUGUGAGCGCCUCUCCUUCUCCGUCGGUCCGAGCUGCAGCUGCAGGGAGGGGGGCAGCACACAUGGCGGAGAACGAGGUCAACUACGCCUCGGUGGUCUUCAAGUCCGACAAACAGCGCAACCCAGCAAACGCAGCCAAGGAGGAGGACAUCGUGUACGACGAGGUGAAGGUGAAGGCCGAAGCGAACCAACAACCUGCUGACUCACCUGGCCGAGCACAGAGCAGCCCGAGGCGCUGUGUGUGGCUCGCCGGCUGCUUGGCGAUCGUCUGCGUCGUCCUGCUGUCGGGCCUCGUGGGCGUGGCCAUCUACAUUGCUACAAUAAAUGAUGACAAAACGGAGACGAACCAGUUAAAAGAAAACCAAACGACUCUGCUGGCGACCAAUAAAAACCUGACAGAACUCAGUGAGCAGCUGAAGUUAGAGAAGGACGUCUUGACAAAGGAACAAAAGAGUCUGAAGCUGCAGCUGGAAAACAUGACGCAAAACUAUAAUGUCUCAGAAGGUAAGAACACGGAGCUGAAGACACAGAUCGAGCAGCUGACUGAAGAGAACCAGAAGCAGAUGAAAGAGAUCCAGGAGCAGAAGGAGAACUUCACUAAUCAAAUCAAAGACCUGGAGGACAACUGGAAUGAGUUCAAUGUCAGCAGAGCUCAGUGGACCAUCGACACGUACUGCCCCAAAGAUCAAGCUCCAAGUAAAGGGAGAACGUGUUCAGAUUGUCAGGCAGGCUGGGAGAAGAACCAGAUGAGCUGCUAUGUGUUUAUUAACAGUGAAGAUCCUCCUGAACCUAAAACCUGGGAAGAAGCUCGAGAGAACUGCAGAGGAAGAGGUGCAGAUCUGGUUGUUGUUCAUAAUGAGGAUGAAAAGAAAAUACUCAAUGAUUACAGCGCUAGAUACCCUGUACCUAACGGGUACUGGAUCGGCCUGAAGGUUGAAGGAGGGACGUGGAAGUGGAUCAAUGGAACUGAUCUCACUGACACCUCCUGGAUAGAACCUCCUACUGAAGGUCACUGUGCCGUUUCUCUCAUGAACAGAAGAUGGGCAUCAGUAAGGUGUGAUGAGAAGAGAACAAGGGUCUGCACACAUAAAGCUUUGUCUCUUUAAACGUGUCAUAUUUCGUCCUUCAGAAGGUUCCUGGAGGCUCCUACAUGUAACAUCAAGUGGCUCAUCAAUAUAAAACAUGUAGGAUUCUACUUUACAAUUAUGAUUUCAUUCAAGGUUUUAAUUCCUACAGAAAAUAGCUUUUAUUGUCUAAAGUGUUCUUCAAAGCAGAAUCUCACCUUUCAGGUGUAUUAUUGGAUGGAAUAGAUCCUCUGAGUGUGAAUACAGACAUCACCACUAAACUGUGGAUUAUUCAUAAGUUGCUGUGUGUUUUCCUUGUGAUGUGUUAGAGAUGAAAAGCUUAUGAUUCACACAUCAGCAGAUUGAUGAUCAGUUUCCUGUCUUCUGCCUGAUGGAUUUCAUGUUGUUGCUACCAUUGAGCAGCAGGGGGCGCUGCCUCGCUGCUUCUCUGCAGGAUGCUGCUCAGUUUGCAUUAAUACUCAUCAUCAUGUUGAACUUGCACAGCUGAUGUGUCUCAGUUCAUCUCAUGUUUGAGUCUGUUGUUGCUUGUGAAUAAAUCUGCAG